Messenger RNA from Fusarium falciforme, 315 nucleotides. RefSeq lists its product as hypothetical. NCBI's taxonomy places the organism in Eukaryota, Fungi, Ascomycota, Sordariomycetes, Hypocreales, Nectriaceae. The transcript has 4 exons. The record is from RefSeq and is a predicted model, not a curated record. The coding region runs from base 1 to 315 and encodes 104 amino acids.
AUGCAUCUUUUCUCCAUCUAUUACAUAGUGCCCGUCACUAUCGCGGCUUGUGCCUCCCUUCUUCUAGUCCCAGCAGCUUUGUCUAUGAUGGCCGACCGAAAGUCAAUCACUUAUACAUUUGAGCUGAUGGACGAUUACAAACAAUCCAAUGAUACGGUGACCAACAUCGUCAAGGAAGACACGGGCGCAGAGCAUUGGAAGAGCACUCGCACCAUGAUCCCUACAUGCUAUCCCCCACCUAUGACCCUCCAGGCCAUCGAGAAGCUGAAGGAAAUCAAAGGUGUGGUUGUGGAAGAUCUGCCAGAGGAGUUGUGA